AUGAAAGCACUUAACCAGGCAGUAUACUACUCAACCAGGCUCAUCUGUAUUUCCCCCAUCACCCUGAUAGUAACCAUGGCACCCACCUUGACAUCACCUUAUAACCCCCCUCGCCACUCUACUCUAUAUAUAGCCCACCAGCGCCACCCUUCGUACUGUACUGCACACUACAACCUCCAAAAUGCCACGUUUCGACAGAGUGCUAUCUUUGGCUGCAGUGGCACUCCUUUUGAUAUCCCCCGCAGCCGCCAACAGCCAAGUGCACGCAAAUGCCGUGUUUCUACACGCCGACAGCGUUUGUGUAAGAUACCCGUGAUGACUGACACAAACGACCACAGUGAGCAAGCAAGACUAACCCAGGAAAAAGAAGAGUAUCGAGAUUGUCUCCAAUCGGUGCAGACGCAGUUCGAGGCGUGUGACUCGGACGACCGCCGGUGCCAGUGCGAUGUGAUGAAAAUCAUUGGCGACCAGUGCUCCAAGUACUGCAACGACCCGGUCAACGCCCAGUACCUGGAACUGUUUGGACAACAACAGUGCGACUGGAUCGAACAGGAUGUGCACAAGGACCACAGGCCCAAGGAUGCCGAACCUGAAGAGGUCGAAGACGACUCCCACAUGAGACUUCCUGGUGACUCGGUUGACCUUGACAACGUGGACAACAAUGAUCACGACAAGCGUUCCGAACACGACAUUCCCCACGAAGAUACCCACAGCGAUGACCACAACGACGGUGAGUUCUACAAUGCUGACCGCAGCGAUGACUGCGACGAUAUCACUGACCACGAUACCGGCCCCAGUGUUUAUGACGACAUGGAUACCCUUGGAAACGACGAAGACGAUAGCCUUGACGACACGUAUACCCCCGACUUUGUUCCCGACGACCCCGCUGCUUCGGGAUUCACUUAUGACCCUGCCCAGGCUUACGCAGACAAGUGGGCUAAUUACAUGGAGAUCUUCAGAAUCGCUCCCCAGACUGGAUACGUCGAUUUGGGAGACACGGACCCCAUGAACCCCGGGAGACACCCACUCUCAGCACUGAUUGAAGACGACGAUGGUGAAGGCCUCCAUGAUAUCUUUGACCACACUCCUUACUACAAUCACGACAACGACCUUACAUUUUCGCCCGAAGAUGAGGCCAAGCUGGUUCGGUUGGCUAAGGAGAUGUUGGAAGAGGCCGGCGACGACGCAGACACGGUUGCUAUCUGGGCUGAGGCCAAACAGCGGGUAUUGGCAGAGCGAAAGAAGUUUCUGGAGAGUCCCGAAGAGCCCAGCGGAGACACUCCCGAGGUUCUCAACGGGAGUAAUCUGUAUCCAGUUCCUGAUUCUGAUUCUCUGGUGGACGGAGCGGAUGGUGCGGACAGUGGAACACUUCCAGGACCGCAUUCGGGAGGAUACCAACACUGGGUUGAUGGACCCCCACUGGAAUCCACAUUUGGAGAGCCCAUGGAUGUCACGUCUGGCUAUGUUAAGGACGCUAUAUUUGAUGUUCCGACGGAAGGCGUGAAUGACCCCAACGGUGGCUUUCAGACCGAGGUGGAGCCCGUCGUACCCGGCGAUGUGGUUCUCGACCCAGAAGCUACUCCUCCUGCUCAGCUUACUCCUGAUGCCGAUACCGAGGGCGAUUCUGACAUGUACCAUAGCGACAACGAGUUGCCUGUGGUCCCAGAAGACCCUAUCUACCAGCCUCCUCAUUACUACGAGCCCAAAAUUGUAGUUGGAGGUGAAGAAGAUGGUACCGAGCCUGUCGAUGAGCCCGAGCCUGUCGAUGAGCCAGAACCUUCCUCAGGGCCCAUUUCUGAACCCAUUCACGAGUGGCAGCCCGAGGAGCCUCUUCCCAGUGAAGACGGUAAUUGGCCUUUUGAGGAAGAGUAUCAUUACGAGGAUCCUGUCCAUGAGAAACCCCAUUAUGAAGAGAAUAACGGAGAGCACCGUGAGGACCACAGUGACGCAAGCCAGGAGCUGCUCGGAGUUGAUGAGGAACUGCACCAUGGAGACGACGAGGGAGAUGAAGAGCACGAAGAGCAUCAAGAGGAUCACCAGGAGCUCCAUCAGGAGCACAGCGAGAGCCACCAUGGUGGGGAGGAGCAUGUUCUUAUCAACGAUGGGACCCUCAAUCUUAAUAAUGAGGUCAACGAGCACCAUCAUGAACACAAUUUGGAGUAUCACGAAGAGUACCACAUCCCCGAGCCUCACCAGGAACCUUCUCUUCAUGAACCCGAGCCAGAGUAUCACCAUGACUCUGAGCCCGACUACCAUGAGCCCGACUACCAUGAGCCCGACUACCAUGAGCCCGACUACAACCAUGAACCAAAGCACGAAGAGAACUUUGAAACUUCCGACUACCACGAGUUCCCUCCUGCCGGGGAUGAGUAUUACGAUGAGGGCCCAGCACCUUUGACCGAGGGGGUUUACGAGGGUGAAGUUGAGGAAGGAUCUGGUGCUGAUAACUUUGAGGGUGCUUCUCUUGCUGAAAAGCUCAAGCAACUGUAUCCCAAUGGCGAGGCUCCCCGUAUGGUGAACCAGGAUCCCGAUGGAAACCCUGCUUACGAUUUUGAUGGCUAUGAUACUGACAGUGCGGAUGUGUAUCCUGGUGGGGAGACGCCCUACGGUUCGUAUUUCGGCGAUGCGUUUGGGUUUUCGUCCGAUGCUCCUCGGUUGAAGCCUCUGAUUGCCACUCUUACCCUUGGUCUUGUUGUGGUAGCUCUUUUCAACCGGGACCUGGCCCCCACUAUUUGUUUCGUCCUUAGCUCAUUGUCUUUUGGGUUGUACAUUUACAACUAUGAGCUUCGUCUUUAG
This is a messenger RNA of Yarrowia lipolytica CLIB122, 2796 nucleotides long. RefSeq lists its product as uncharacterized. NCBI's taxonomy places the organism in Eukaryota, Fungi, Ascomycota, Dipodascomycetes, Dipodascales. The record is from RefSeq and is a predicted model, not a curated record.